Molecule: messenger RNA, 2021 nt
Organism: Musa acuminata subsp. malaccensis (wild Malaysian banana)
Lineage: Eukaryota; Viridiplantae; Streptophyta; Magnoliopsida; Zingiberales; Musaceae
Biological process (GO): tRNA methylthiolation
Cellular component (GO): endoplasmic reticulum
Molecular function (GO): tRNA (N(6)-L-threonylcarbamoyladenosine(37)-C(2))-methylthiotransferase activity; 4 iron, 4 sulfur cluster binding
Source: RefSeq, a predicted model, not a curated record
UUUAAACUGUUCCCAGCAUUCCUGCGCUCGGUCCGUUCGACCUCCACCCGCCGCCGGAGCCGCCUCUGCUCGUCGGCCGCAACCGUGGAGAGCCAUCCCGAUGGAGGAUAUAGAGGACUUGGUGGGCGCCGGAGCUCCGCCCGGGCUCCGCCUUCCUGUAACCGCCGUCGGCAUCAAACCUAAGAGGAAGCCGAAAGCUCGCCUCGUGCGUGACCCCGUCGACCCCGGCCCGCAGGUUCCGGGCACACAGACGAUAUAUGUGAAGACGUUCGGGUGUUCGCACAAUCAGAGCGACAGUGAAUAUAUGGCUGGUCAGCUAUCCGCCUUUGGCUAUGCAGUGACCGAGGACCCCCAGCAGGCAGACUUAUGGCUGAUUAAUACAUGCACUGUGAAGUCUCCUAGUCAGUCUGCCAUGACGACUCUCAUAUCAAAGUGUAAAACUGCAAAAAAACCUCUGGUGGUGGCAGGAUGUGUUCCUCAGGGAAGUCGAGACCUGAAGGAGCUUGAAGGCAUUAGCAUAAUCGGAGUACAACAAAUAGAUCGUGUUGUUGAGGUUGUAGAGGAGACGCUCAAAGGCCAUGAGGUGCGGCUUUUAAGCCGGAAAACAUUGCCAUCACUAGACCUUCCUAAGGUGAGGAAGAACAAGUUUAUUGAAAUUCUUCCAAUAAAUGUUGGAUGUUUAGGUGCUUGUACUUAUUGCAAGACAAAGCAUGCUCGUGGUCAUCUUGGAAGCUACAUGGUUGAAAGCCUUGUAGAACGUGUAAGAACAGUUAUCUCUGAGGGAGUCAAGGAGAUCUGGUUGAGCAGUGAAGACACUGGUGCAUAUGGUCGGGAUAUUGGAACAAAUCUUCCACUUCUUCUGAACGCUAUUAUCGCAGAACUUCCUCCUGAUAGAAGUACCAUGCUUCGCAUUGGCAUGACUAAUCCACCUUAUAUACUUGAGCAUUUGAAAGACAUUGCUAAAGUUUUGUGUCACCCAUGUGUAUAUUCGUUUUUACAUGUACCUGUUCAAUCUGGGAGUGAUUCUGUCCUAACAGCAAUGAAUCGUGAAUACAAUGUCAAUGAGUUCAGAAAAGUGGUUGACACUCUGAAGGAACUUGUUCCUGGGAUGCAAAUUGCUACCGACAUAAUAUGUGGAUUCCCAGGUGAAACUGAUGAAGAUUUUGCACAAACUGUCAGUCUUAUAAAAGAGUACCAGUUUGCUCAAGUUCAUAUAUCACAGUUUUAUCCCCGACCAGGAACACCUGCUGCAAGAUUGAAGAAAGUCCCCAGCACAGUGGUGAAGAAUCGCAGUCGUGAACUAACCACUGUUUUUGAGUCAUUUUCACCAUACCAGGGAAUGGAAGGUCAAAUUGUGAGGAUAUGGAUUACCGAAAUUGCUACUGAUGGAAUUCAUUUGGUGGGCCAUACCAAGGGAUACAUCCAAGUGCUUGUGGUUGCUCCCGAGAGUAUGUUGGGGACCUCAGUCAAUUCAAAGAUCACAUCUGUUGGAAGGUGGUCUGCUUUUGGUGAAGUAAUUGACACCCCAGCUAUGGUAAAUAAAGGCACACACCCAGAGAACCCUAAAGUGGGAUCUUCUCUUCACUCCAAUUCAUGCAACAGUUGUGAGUGCUCAAGGGAUCCUGAACCCUGCCAGUGUCGUCUCCCGGAAUCAUGUGUUCAGCAAACCUGUACCGCCAGCCAUGUAGAUCCUAUCGACAUUGUUAUGGAUCGAAAUCACACGGGGAGAAAUUUUAUUGGCUCAAUUCAGUCUCUGCUGGUGCGGAAAAGAUCAUGCGGACCAGAGAAGAAAAGCGAGGGUAACACAUUUAAGUCAUCAAACGACCAUCAAACAGAAGGAACCAGAAGAAAAUUAGUUGCCGUGGAUUAUAUGUUGCUGAGUGGAAUGGCACUUAGCUUUCUCACCAGUGUAGUUUUGCUAAUUUUGAUUUCCUCAAAGAUGAUGUCCUGACAAAGAGAUUAAGGUGUCAAUUUUGUAUGGCUGUAUGCUUUGCUAAUGCUACGUCCAUCUUCCUCGAGCC